GGCUGACUGGUGCUUCGGUGAUGAAAGAAGGGGCUGAGAGGGCAGGGUGCAGUCCAGGGGGGUUGUGCCUGGCCAGGAUAUUGCCCAGGGACUGGCUUUUGCACCCCAGCUUGGCUUGUGCGCACCAGGCUGGAGGUAGCAGUGCUUGGGCAUGUGAUGUGGCAUCACAGGUCCUGAAGAGAGGCCAUUCCUCCAUACCGGGCUGCCAAGCAUGUUCCACCUCUUCUCUCACUGCUGGUCGUGGUUGCAGGCCAUACAGGAGCCCAUCAGGAAGGUGACCCUCCUUGUCGUGGGGCUGGACAAUGCGGGGAAAACUUCCGUCAUCAUGGACAUAGAGAGAGCUGGCGAGGUGCUGCCCGCGGUGCAGCCCGGCCAGACCCGCCUGCGGGUGGACAGGUUCGAGGUGACGCUGGUGGACCUUCCUGGGGGCCAGCGCUCCCGCAGCACCUGGCGCAGUCACUACAGCGCGGCCCAUGGGCUCCUCUUCGUCUUGGACUCCAGUGACCUGGCACGGAUGGAAGAGGUCCGCAAGGUCCUGAGCCGUGUCCUGAGUCAUCCUGACGUCUCCGGGAAGCCUCUCUUACUGCUGGCCAACAAGCAAGACGCGACAGCUGCCCUGCUGCCCUGUGAGCUGAUCGAGCGCCUGUGCUUGGAGCGCCUGGUCAAUGAGAACUGCUCGCCUUGCCGCAUUGAGCCCUGCGCGGCCAGGAGGGACCACCCCAUUGGUCCAGCCCGUACCACCUUGCAGGGGCUCCGCUGGCUCCUCCGUGCCAUCCCUGCCACACCGCUCCCACCGCCCAGUGCUAGGGUAGCCCGCGCACGACCACCCACACGCAGGGACCCACUGCCGCCCGGGGAGGAUACUCGAGAUGGAGCAGCGAAGACGGGGGAGCACCGGCCCAUCCGCCACCUCCUCCCUGUGGAGGAGACCACGAAAGGCCCUGGCAGGAGGAAGAGAAAGGUGAAGGUGAGGAAGAAGAGCUCGGGACAGCCAAGCCCAGUUGAGGAGCCAGAGGGACCAGGAGGAGUGGGUGACAGCCGUGCUGGGGCUGCCGGGGGGCUGCUGCCUCCCAACCGGGUGGGACAGGAAGAACCCACACUCACUGUGAUGGCUACCCCGCACCCAGGUAAGAGUUGGUGUUACGGGCACUACUGGCACCAGGACCCCCAGACACACCCUAUAGGGUGGUUUGGGACCCAGCAAGGUGGCAGCACGCUGGGCUACUGGUCUCUGCCGUCUCCGUUAGCUUUGCUUUCAGAUCAGCUGAGCAGGGUCAUGGGAAUCUGACCAGGGAGGAAGAGAGGCACCUCUAAGCAUCUCUGCAAGGGUUGUUGCAUGGAGGUGAUGGAAGACUGUGGAUCCGCCAGUCCUCUCAUCUGCUUUGGUGACAAACUCAUACUCACUCAGAUGUGGUGCCUGAAAUUUCGUAUUUCUCCAUCUAGUGCAGGGCAUGAAAAAGAAGAAGAAGAAGAAAAUCAAGAAUAAAAUCAAGUCGCAGGAUCCUGCCAUGGAGCAGCAGCGUGAGGAGGUCUCAAGCACUUUUGACUUGUACCGUCGGGCGAUGCUGGCUCUGAAGAUGAGGCAGGAGCAGAGGAAGCAGCAGUCUGCCAUUGUCCCUUGAGCAGGAAGGCACAUCCCAGGGAAUGUGACAUCCCAGAGGACUCCAAACUGCAGCAACAGUGGGACCCACACUUGUGUAGGGCUUCUGAGGUGCUUGGCCAGCAUCCUGGGCAAUGGGUUUUGGGGCAUGAACAGCAUCAUAGUCCUCUGCACAGCUUGAAAACCAGGGAUCCACAGGAGUGAAGCAAAAGUGCCUUUCUAAGAUGUUAUUCUAGCAGCCAGGCACAAACCUAUCUGAAAAGGGAACAGCUGGACACUUGCUGACCCUGUGUUAGUAUUCCAUGGAAGACUCAGCCUGAACUCAGCUAAGCCGGUGGAAAAGAGGAAGAUCAGAGCAAAUAUUCCAGGGGAAAAAAGGUCACAGCCUGGCUUGGCCUCUCAGUCAGUCCUUGUCUGCUGCCCAGACAAGUCUAAUUUCAUGCUGCUGAAGGUGGGAAGGCAGUCAGGGGUGCCUGCAGAAGAGUUUGACCUGGCCCCCAGCCACAUCUUGCAGGGCUGUCAGGGGCUCUCUCACACCCAGUGGAGGAGGGUGAUGCCCAUGUUGUCUGUGCAUCCUUGCAGCUUGUCAGUGAAGGCUUGCACAGUUCAAAGGCAGAUGGCUUGUGGUUGAGGCCAUUGGAGGCUCCUUCCCAAGAAGGGAGCAUUCCUCCUGACACUGCCAUCCUCCCAGCACAGGCAGUGCUGACCUAUAAGUAACGCAAAAUGCUCCUGUGUUGCUGACAGCCUGGCACCUACAGCCCAGGGCAGCUUCUGAGCUGUGCUGAGCUCAGCUCUGAGACAGGAGAGUAACCAGCAUCCACAUCCCAACACAACCCAUCCAUGACACACACCAUGUCUGGCAGAGAACAGCUGUUGCAAAGCCGUCCUGGAGGGCUUGUGCUCCCUGGCUCCGGCUGGAAGUACACAUGGAGGAAAACCAGCCAUCAGCCCUGGAAAUACUUCACGUGAAGCCAGGAGUGCAGCAGUUUUCCCUCCACCGGUGUGACAGUGUUGGGAUUUCAGUUGUGCUCAGCAGCAGAGCGUGAGUCACCUCUCCUGCCCUCGUUACUGAUUAACAGGCAAUUCCUUCACAGUCCAAGGGAAGGAAAACUGGUAAAGCCCUUCCCUCAACAGGGCUGAACAUGGCAAAGAAGAGAAACUCUGGCUACUCUGCCUUGCAGUCUGCUGUAAAGUUCUGUGUAACUCUGUCAGAUUCAAUUGUCUGUGACUAUAGGGAUUAAUUGUAAAGAACUUGCAAAUAACAAAAGCAGAAAU
Messenger RNA from Cuculus canorus (common cuckoo), 2875 nucleotides. RefSeq names its product ADP ribosylation factor like GTPase 13A (gene ARL13A). Gene Ontology annotation, cellular component: ciliary membrane; non-motile cilium. The record is from RefSeq and is a predicted model, not a curated record. Lineage: Eukaryota; Metazoa; Chordata; Aves; Cuculiformes; Cuculidae. Gene Ontology annotation, molecular function: GTP binding; GTPase activity. Bases 212 to 1288 code for a protein of 358 amino acids. Gene Ontology annotation, biological process: receptor localization to non-motile cilium; non-motile cilium assembly. The transcript has 9 exons.